Messenger RNA from Gadus chalcogrammus (walleye pollock), 2349 nucleotides. RefSeq names its product ependymin-like. Gene Ontology annotation, molecular function: calcium ion binding. Gene Ontology annotation, biological process: cell-matrix adhesion. NCBI's taxonomy places the organism in Eukaryota, Metazoa, Chordata, Actinopteri, Gadiformes, Gadidae. Gene Ontology annotation, cellular component: lysosome; extracellular region. Bases 1525 to 2169 code for a protein of 214 amino acids. The record is from RefSeq and is a predicted model, not a curated record. The transcript has 7 exons.
CAGUUUUGGUUUCUGUUGGAGUUUUUAUGACUUUUUACAAUAAUGAUUCACGCGAGAGGAAGUACCUGCGGUCGGCCAUUCUCCUCCGCCUACUGUAACAACAAGUGUAAUGUGCUGACUGCUGAGGAGGGUGGCGUGGUAGGCCUACUGGGUCAUCGCCACUGGGAUCGGAUCUGAGAUUAGACCCCGGGUUUGAGGUCAGACCAGGCCUGCACAGCUGACACACCAUAGUUCACUCAAUAAAAUGUAUUCAAGAUCUCGUCAUCACGUCAUCUUAUGAAUAACAAACACGCAGCCGUACAGAAUCAGGUUGGUUUAAUUGAGUCUGUUUUUAGGCUCCUCGCUACAGAGUAGGCCUAUAGAAGGGGAUUGUUAGAAGUCGGUUCCAAAGUAAAAGUUAAAAUAUUCCAAGUGGAAUCCUCUAUUUUCAGUGUGUUUUUUUGGGAAAGAAACCAUGUUGCGAAUAGUUUUACAUAAUCUCGCGCUCAAAAUGGACAUCCCUCUUUUUCACAAGCGUCUCCUUCCUUUUGAUCUGGUCACCACAUCUAUUUCCAGAGCGUUGUGGAUUUCAUCAUCACUGCCUCUAGUUUCCCUCAUUCUCAAAUCGCUUCCCGUUUAUUUCAUAAAACAUGAAAGGAGAGAACCUACCGUUCCGUCUCCUUGCAAGUCUCUGUGUUGUGAAAGCAGCGGUCUGGUUUCCUCGCUGGGUCUCACCACUGCGGCGUCCCGUCAGGGACUUUCUGAGCAGAUGGAUUCACAGUCCGUCUCAGUUUCAAACCUCCUCUGAGUUUCACCUCAUAGUGGACCGUCUCUGUCAAAACCACAACCAGGUAUUGACUUUGGAAAAAGUUUUUUUUUAUGAAACUUUCGGUAAAAUAUAGUUUUGUCUGGGCUUUGAAAGGGGAGUAAGAAAGAAAAAAUAACAUUCUCAAAUUUGGUGAAAGACAGGAUAUUUUGAUAAAAAAAAUUUUUUUAACAAAUCUGUAUGUAUUUAGGACAUAUAGCCGAUUAUAGAAAUAUAUAAUCGGCAUAUAUAUAAUCAGAAAUAUGGAAAUCAACAUGGAGGAUGCCAGGUGUACCCUAAAGACCCCUGACACGGGCUCAGAGGUCCGGGUUCGAUGAGGUGAGCAGAGUGGAGCUGAUCCUAGCUCGUUCUCGGGGACGAGAGUCUCUUCCGUUCACCAAAGCAGUACACAACACAGAGGAAAACACAAAACGCAAGCCUCAGACAGCCCGUGUUGUUCCACCGAUACAGUGCCAUGUAUACACUCUGUCUGGCGACCUCAGAAUCAGAGAGGACCCAGGGAGGAGCGUACUCCCAGUCCCAGCCUCGAGGUCACGGGAGGUGUUUGCGAGGAGGCCGGGGUCGCCACGGGGACCGUGAGGGGGCUGUUUUUGUCGACCCCGCUCAGGCUGGGAUGGGGGGGCUAUAAAAGGACCCUGGGUCCGGCCGGACGCACCACAAGUUGCGAGCGUCGUCUUCGCCUGUACUUCCUGUGUUGUGAAGCGCCCGGAACCGCAGAGAUGUUUGCAGUCGUCGCGGCGUUGUGUCUCAUGGGUCUGUCCCCCAGCCUGGCGGACCACCACCAGGCCUGCCAUUCGCCCAACAUGACGGGGACUGUUGCCAUGUCCGAUUUGAGGAACGGAGCCAAAGUAGUCGCCGAAUUUGUUUACGAUCCCUUGGCGAGGAAACUCCGCAUGAAGACCGCCCCCUGGCCCGGCUUCGUCACGACCAACUCGUCCAGGAACCUGGACCUGCUCCUGCUCUUCGACCAGGGGGUCUUCUAUGAGAUCGACAGCAAGAACCAGAGCUGUGAGAAGAAGGUUCUGCACUCGGCCGUGAGCUCCAUGGAGGUGCCACCCAGCGCCAGCUUCUCAGUGAAGACCACUCUGGGGAGCGAGACUGUGGCCGGGGAAGGACUGACCCUCAGCAUGUGGAAGGGCACGGUACCCAAGACCCAAGGUACUUACUGCACCGCUGUCACCGAGGGGUGCAUGCCCGUCAGCACCACCUAUACCUCCAACUCCUCCAUCAUCAUAGUCAGCCACAUCCAGGUGGAGACUGAGAUCAAGGACCCGGAGAAGCUGUGCGUGCCGUCGUUCUGCGAGGGCGAGGAGGUGGACACAACCGACGGCUCCAGCCACACCUUCUUCAACCUGCUCUUCUAGCGCUCCCUCUGCCCUUGCCCCCUGUGACACGAUGCAGUACCGCAGGGGGCCACUAGAGGGAGCCUCUAGAUCUCUCAGCUCUGUAGGUCCGCUCCUGGGACCGCUGUGGUGCCUGUAGCACCUAGCGCUGCUGCUCACAGUAGUUAGAAGUCUUUGAAAAUAAAAAUGUUUUAAGACAGA